This is a messenger RNA of Portunus trituberculatus (swimming crab), 819 nucleotides long. Its product is annotated as cuticle protein CP1876-like. The transcript has 2 exons. The record is from RefSeq and is a predicted model, not a curated record. Lineage: Eukaryota; Metazoa; Arthropoda; Malacostraca; Decapoda; Portunidae. The coding region runs from base 48 to 719 and encodes 223 amino acids.
CGACACCGCUCCUCACUUCCUUGCCUUCCUCCACUCUCCGCGGCGCCAUGAGGACUCUGGUUGUUUUGGCAGUGAUGGUGGCGGUCUCCGCCCAUCAGGCCUAUGGCAUUCCUACCUACGGCACUCCCGCCCAUAGCACCCAUUCCUACGGCUAUGGACAGCCCCGCUACGUGGGUCCGCUGGCUUCCAGUGUCCCCGCCGGUGUUGGUGGCAAGAUAAUCCCUGUUUCUGACACCUACGAGGUGGCGGCAGCUAAAAACCAGUUCUUCAGGACUUACCAGGACCAAGUGAACACCAUCAACGCCAUCCGUGCCAGUCGCCCCACUCGCUACGGCACCUCUUACGGAUCUGCGGGCCCCGUACAUAUCUCUCACCCUGCCCCAGCCCCAACCCCCGCUGUGGUCUCUACUUACAGUGGCCCUGCUAGGGUGUCCCACUCCAUUAGUGCUCCCGUGCAUGUGUUCCAGUCUUCCUAUGGCGCCCCUGCAGUGUCCCACUCUUCUUACGGCACCCCCUCCUAUGCACCCUUCACUGCGCCCACGCAGGUGAGCGACACUCCCGAAGUAGCGGCCGCCAAGCCGAGUUCUUCCGUCUCUACAACCAGCAGGCUGCUGCCGCCGCUGCCGCCCCGGACGACUACACCGUUCAGAAGUAUUACUGAGGCACUGCACAAACCAUGUUAUUUUUCAAUAAUGUUGCAUGUUUUCAUUUCAUCGUGAAUGAAGAAAAUAUAAAAAAAAAGUAUGAACUCGAGAGAAGGCACAUAAUCUUUUUUCUAAUUUCAGUUGUAUAUUUCAUCAUUAAAAAGAAUGGAGCAAC